Messenger RNA from Pyricularia grisea, 315 nucleotides. RefSeq lists its product as uncharacterized. The transcript has 3 exons. The record is from RefSeq and is a predicted model, not a curated record. NCBI's taxonomy places the organism in Eukaryota, Fungi, Ascomycota, Sordariomycetes, Magnaporthales, Pyriculariaceae. The coding region runs from base 29 to 223 and encodes 64 amino acids.
CGGGAACGCAUCGAAUCACCGAAAAUGCAUGUAUAAGCUACCGAUCGGAAUGAAAUUUGAACACCGACGGUCGGCGAUCGGGGAAUUUUGGUGUUACAUAACUGCGUUGCCUACCUACCAUGCUACCUACCUAGUUUUCCCCAUGACAUUUUUGCACACCGUUGCAUCCAGUUUGUCCGGUCUAUACAACAUUCAAGACGGCCAGUCUGGUUCCGGGCAGUGAGCAGUGUAACGAUCUGUUCCCUUAUUACCGGUACGAUUAAACUCUGGCUUGCCCUAUAAUAUAUAGAGUAAUUCUCCAUCCACGACCCUGAC